AUGGACCUCUGGCCACACAGCCUCCUGCUGCUGCUGGCCGUGCGUGGCGUCUCGGGAGCCGCCCUGCAGCCAGGGUGUGGGCAGCCCUGGCUUGUGGACAUAGGGGCCCGAAUCGUGGGGGGCCACACGGCUCUGGCCGGUGCGUGGCCGUGGCAGGCUAGCCUCCGACUGCGCAAGGUGCACGUGUGUGGGGGAUCCCUGCUCAGCCCCCAGUGGGUGCUCACAGCCGCCCACUGCUUCUCCGGGUCCCUGAACUCCUCCGACUACCAGGUGCACCUAGGGGAGCUGACGGUCACCCUGUCCCCCCACUUCCACACCGUGAGGAAGAUCGUCCUGCACUCCAGCCCCCUAGGACCACCGGGGGCCAGCGGGGACAUCGCCCUGGUGCAGCUGAGCACCCCCGUGAGCCUCUCCGGCCAGGUCCUGCCCGUCUGCCUCCCGGCAGCCUCCACGGACUUCCCCCCGGGCACACGCUGCUGGGUGACCGGCUGGGGAUACACGGGGGAGGGAGAGCCUCUGCCGCCCCCCUACAGCCUGCGAGAGGCGGCCGUCUCCGUGGUAGAUGCUGAGACCUGCAGCCGGGCCUACUCCAGCCACGGCGGCAGCGCCAUUCGGGCGGACAUGCUGUGCGCUGGGGGCCCCGGGGAUGCCUGCCAGGACGACUCCGGGGGACCUCUGGUGUGUCAGCAGCAGGGGGCCUGGGUGCAGGCCGGCGUGGUGAGCUGGGGCGAGGGCUGCGGCCGCCCUGACCGGCCAGGCGUCUACACCCGCGUUCCUGUCUAUGUGGAUUGGAUCCGCCACCACAUCCCAGAACUGCGGGGUGUGGAGCCUCGACACCCAGGGCUGCCCUGGCUCUCGCUCCUGGCUGGGCUCUGGCUGCCCGGCCUCUUCCUCCUGCUGGUCGUAGGGGUCCUGGUGGCCAAGCGCUGGCUGCAGGCCCGGGCCGCCGCCCCUCCCCGCCCGCUGGAGGCCUGCCAUGGUCACAGGACGCUCCUCACGGGGCUGCUCACCUGGACCGGCACGGCCCGAAUCGGCCACACGGAGGCCCUGGGCCGCGGCCGCCCCUGCUCUGCCGUGGCCCUGCCUGGGCCGACGUCCUGCUCGGGCCCCUCUGCCCACGGCGGGGACUGA
This is a messenger RNA of Lepus europaeus (European hare), 1131 nucleotides long. Its product is annotated as tryptase gamma-like. Gene Ontology annotation, biological process: proteolysis. The transcript is spliced from 7 exons. Lineage: Eukaryota; Metazoa; Chordata; Mammalia; Lagomorpha; Leporidae. Gene Ontology annotation, molecular function: serine-type endopeptidase activity. The record is from RefSeq and is a predicted model, not a curated record. The coding region runs from base 1 to 1131 and encodes 376 amino acids.